CAAGUGAGGAACCAGUUCCCAACCAGUUCCUCUGAACGGUGGGUAGCCACCCUUCCCCUGCCGCCCCCUCCCUACUAGAAAAGCCCUUCCACCCUGUAGGGUGGGCUGCUGUCGGAGCUCAGAGCAGGAGAAGGAAGAUCAGGAGGAGGAGAUAAAGAAACCAAGUAGACUACAGUGCAGAGAGAGGCUGACCCGAUCAGUUGCUCAAGUUUAGGUCCAGAGGGGUCUGUAUUCAAGGCUCUCUGCUUCCCCAGCGAGCCCUCCCUUCUCCUGCUGCUGUGCUGCAGACCGCGAUGGCAUCAGCAAGUGAAGUUACCAUCCUCCAUACGGGCCAGAAGAUGCCGCUUCUUGGGCUGGGCACCUGGAAGAGUGAAGCUGGGCAGGUGAAGGCGGCCAUUCAAUAUGCCCUCAGCGUCGGAUACCGCCACAUCGACUGCGCUGCCAUCUACGGCAACGAGGUGGAGAUCGGAGAGGCCUUGAAGGAGAGCGUUGGGCCAGGAAAGCCCAUACCGAGGGAGGAGCUGUUCGUGACGUCCAAGCUGUGGAACACCAAGCACCAUCCCGAGGAUGUAGAGCCGGCCCUCAGGAAGACCCUUGGCGACCUGCAGCUGGACUACCUGGAUCUGUACCUGAUUCACUGGCCCCAUGGCUUCGAGCGGGGAGACAACCCCUUCCCCAGGAACCCCGAUGGGACGAUGCGCUACGACUUCACUGACUACAAGGAGACCUGGAAAGCCCUGGAGCCGCUGGUGGGGAAGGGGCUGGUCCGGGCCCUUGGGCUCUCCAACUUCAGCAGCCGCCAGAUUGACGACGUGCUCAGCGUGGCCACCGUCCAGCCCGCCGUGCUGCAGGUGGAGUGUCACCCGUACCUGGCUCAGAACGAGCUGAUAGGGCACUGCCGAGAGCGGGGGCUGGAGGUGAUAGCCUACAGCCCACUGGGCUCUUCGAACCGUGACUGGCGCCUGCCGGAGGAACCCGCCCUCCUGGAAGAUCCCACCGUCGUGGCCCUGGCCAGCAAGUAUGGCAGGUCUCCGGCACAGAUCCUGCUCAGAUGGCAGGUGCAGCGGAAAGUGAUCUGCAUCCCCAAGAGCGUCACGCCUUCUCGCAUCCUGGAGAACAUUCAGCUGUUUGAUUUCAGCCUGACCCCCGAGGAGAUGAAGCAGAUGGCGGCUCUGAACAAGAACUGGCGCUACAUUGUGCCCAUGAUUACGGUGGACGGGAAGCGCAUCCCGAGGGACGCGGGCCACCCCUUCUACCCCUUCAAUGACCCUUACUGACACCUCAGCAGGUCUCCCUCCGCCCACCCUGCCGCCCGGUGAUUGUCCUCCUCGGGUUCUGCCAGGGGAGAUGAAGCCAAUAAAAUCAUUGGAUUUCGAGA
Messenger RNA from Ornithorhynchus anatinus (platypus), 1378 nucleotides. It is a transcript of the gene AKR1A1, whose product is annotated as aldo-keto reductase family 1 member A1. Gene Ontology annotation, molecular function: aldose reductase (NADPH) activity. Bases 294 to 1277 code for a protein of 327 amino acids. Gene Ontology annotation, cellular component: cytosol. The transcript is spliced from 10 exons. Gene Ontology annotation, biological process: aldehyde catabolic process. NCBI's taxonomy places the organism in Eukaryota, Metazoa, Chordata, Mammalia, Monotremata, Ornithorhynchidae. The record is from RefSeq and is a predicted model, not a curated record.